AUGCCAAGUUAUGACAGCGUGAAAGUGGCAGUACGUGUAAGACCUUUCAGUCAGAGAGAGAAGAAUGUCGGCAGCAGAUGUGUGAUCUCUAUGAACGCCAGCACUACAAGCAUACAUGACCCCAAGAAUCCGAGCCACGUGAAGACAUUCACCUUUGACCUGGCCUAUUGGUCCCACAGCGGAUUUUUAAAGGACCCUGAUGGCAAGCUCAUUUCAGCUGGGCCAAACAGCAAAUACUCAGGACAGAGAGAAGUUUUCCGUGACCUUGGACUGGGAGUUCUGCACAGUGCGUGGCAAGGUUACAACGCGACCUUGUUGGCUUAUGGCCAGACUGGCUCAGGGAAGAGCUAUUCCAUGAUUGGAUACGGUGCCAACAGAGGCAUCAUUCCCGUGGUGUGUGAAGAGCUCUUUAAGAGCAUUCAAAACCAAGAGAAGAAUAAGCAGUAUCAGGUGACGUUUAGCAUGCUGGAAAUUUAUAAUGAACAGGUGACAGACUUGCUAUCUAAAAUCAAGAAGCAGGGUGGACUCAAAGUAAGGGAAGAUCAGCAGCAAGGCUUCUAUGUGGAUGGCUUGAAACGAGUGCCUUGCGACAGUUAUGCCCAGAUUGAGAGACUAAUGGAGCAAGGUACCAAAAUAAGGACCACUGCUUCAACAAGUAUGAAUGCCACCAGCAGCCGAUCUCAUAUGCUCAUCACCAUCCAGUUCAAACAGAUUUUAUUGAGAGAAGAUAUCACUAAACAAUCAAUUAUAAAUCUGGUGGACCUGGCUGGCAGCGAGAGACAAAAGUCUUCAGGAUCAGAAGGAGACAGACUGAAGGAAGGCUCACGUGUAAAUCUGAGCUUAACCACUUUAGGAAAUGUUAUCAGUGCUCUGGCUGAGGCCGCCAUGGGAAAGAAAGUGUUGCAUGUCCCAUACAGAGAUUCGGUUCUUACAAAACUCUUGCAAUCUGCUUUGGGAGGAAACAGCAGAACUAUUAUGAUUGCAGCUAUUAGUCCAGCAGACAUAUGCUAUGAGGAGACAUUGUCAACACUACGCUACGCUGAGAGGUAUGAUGUUUUCUCACCUUAUAUGACAAAUGAGGAACAAGGGUCAACACUCAACAGUUAUGUUGGCAUAAUUAUCACUUUGCACAGUCCCACUUACUCCUUCAGAUUAAGUUUACAUAUAUAUAUUUGUUUUCCCCUCUGUUUUUCAACUGCAAGAACAAAAAAGAUAAAAAACAAAGCAGUGAUAAAUACAGGUCCAACAGCAAAGCUGAUAAAUGAGCUGAAGGCAGAAAAUUGUAACCUGUUCUCCAGAUUGUCAGAUCUUGGAAACUCUGGUAAAAAAGUGGAAGAUGAAACAAAAGAGCUUCGUUGUUUACUUGUUGAAAAUGAACUGAGGAUUCAAGCCAUUCAAGCUACCUGGGAAUAUCGGCUGGAAGAAGCCCGGAAGGAAUGGGAGCAGCAAUAUGCCGCAGUCACUCAGGAGAGAUGGAUGGUGGAAACAUUUCCUUACAUUGUGAAUAUCAACGAAGACCCUCAACUUUCAGGUGUUCUCAAGUACUUUGUUCAAAAAGGUUCUUCUGAAGUUGGUCAGUCAUCCUCAAAUGCAAUAAUUCUGAGAGGUCUGGGUAUUUUGGAUAAGCACGCAACAUUUACAAAUGCUGAUGGCAAAGUUACAAUAACUCCUCGGGAUAAGUGUAAAGUCAUUGUCAAUGGGGUCCCCAUUGUUGUAAAAACCAAACUACAACACCUGGAUCGUAUUAUUUUGGGAUCGAACAAUGCCUACCUCUACAUUGGUCCACCUACUGAUCGCACCAGGGAGGAUCUGAGCAGAUAUGAUUAUGAUUUUGUUCAGUCGGAGCUGGCAGCCGCAGAAGGUUUCAGUGUAGAUACACUUAGUUCUGCAAAUAGGAAAGAUGGCAAACCAGAUCCCAGUGUCCUUGCUGUCUUCCAUGAUUAUCUUAAGUUAAUGCCCCUGGUUGCUGAAGCAAAUCAGAUGAGUGUGGAGCUGAAGAAGGAUUUAGAGAUGGAAUUGAAAGUGAAGAACUUGGCAUCUUCUGACUCAAGAGGCUACGACCUGCAAAAAGAGGUCAUUGUGAAAGUGGCAAACAAAGUUACUAACCAGGUGUGGAUAUGGUCAAAGCCUAAGUUCAUCAAUAGGAAGUUUUUAAUGGAAGAGCUUUAUCAAUGUUUUUUGGAUGGAGAAGAUGUGCAAGUUGACAAAGAGAAUGAUCCAUUCUGGGAUCCUGUGGAAGUAAUUCAUUUAGGGUCAGCCCAUAUCUGGCUCCAGUCCCUUGCUUACUGCAUGAAACUCGAAGAACAAACAGAACUCUUGAAUUCUGAAGGAAUGGAGGAGGCCAUCAUACUAAUCAAUAUAAUCCCGUGUUCUCCAAAUGGGAGAAUCUUUGGGGAGGAUGACAUGAUUAUUGAUCCUCUGGAGUUGCUUGGUAAAAGGAUUGAUUUCCAGAUCCACAUUUUACAGUGCCUUGGAAUCAAAUGGAUUAAAGAAGUGGCACAUAGAGGGAUACAGAUUGGAUAUAAAAUUUACGACCUCUCUUGCUCGUUAUACACAAAACCUACUUGGAGAAAUGUGAACCCGAAGAUAGAUGAAGUCAUGAGAUUUUCGGCUAUGAAGACAUCCCAUGAUUUUUUGAAUUACCUGCAGAAAAAUGCUUUAAUAAUUGACUUGUGGGGGCUUCAAGAAGGAUGUGAAGAACUGGACUCAGCUCAGGAACACAUGGAAGUCACUGGUGAGGGCACUAUUAUCAUUGAUAAACCUAAAGCUGAGGUUCUGAGCUACACUGGUCUGGAAUGCGAAAAUAAAACUCCUGAACUUUACCAAAAACUACAAAAGCUAGAACAAGAGACUGAAUUGCUCAGAGAUAUUAACAGAGGUCUACGGGAAGAAAAUGUACUUCUAAAGGAUAAAUUGAAAGCAUGCGAGCCAGAAGUUCAGCAGAGUAAAACCAUAAAAUCACCCACCAAAGCCCAAGCGACCAAGCCAACACCAACAGCACCAAAAGACUCUCGCCUGGUGUGUUAUUCCCGAAUAAGCUGUGACGCCGAAUUCGCUAAAGCUCUUAAAGUCUUUUACCAGAAUAUGAAUGUCAUCAGAGGACAGUUCUUAAAAAUAAUGCAAUACAGAGCUCCGGAAGAAGACAACAUUCAACUACUUCGACUUUUUGCAGAGAGGCAAUCAAACAUGUUAAAGGAUUUUGGAGAACAACUUGAGUCAAGCAUAAAUAAAUUGAAAAACGAUGUUGCCUUAAUAGUUAAAAAGAAACGAGAAAGGCUAGGUUACAGUAAGCCAUGAAGCCACACUGCAGUAUGCUGUCACUAAAUAAAUUGUAAUGCUAUAGUA
This is a messenger RNA of Anolis sagrei ordinatus, 3345 nucleotides long. NCBI's taxonomy places the organism in Eukaryota, Metazoa, Chordata, Lepidosauria, Squamata, Anolidae. The record is from RefSeq and is a predicted model, not a curated record.